AUGUUUCUUAAAAAUAUAUUGAUACCUCUUUUCUAUCUUGGAGUAGAAGUUUCACGGGUUUUUGGCGAGGAAGUGGAAAUUCGGCAAGUGGCCGCAGACAAGGGAACCAAUGUAACAAUACCUUGUGGCGGUCUCCUGGUAGCACCACCUACCAACGUACUCUGGGUCCACAGAGGCAACCGAACACACCAUGAAGUACUCAAGGACGGCAGUCUGUUCCUGAAGCAAGUGGCGGUAGAAGACGAGGGAUUGUACGAGUGUGGCGUAGAGAAUGAUACCGCGUACUCCGACAGGGUCAAUUUCACAGUUAGAACGGAACCUCCUCCAUUGGUAAACGUGACGGUCCACGCGUCUACCAUCCUGGCUAUCAUAUUAUGGAACGUGGCUGGUGAUGGAGGGCAUCCUAUAGUGGACUUCACCGCUCAGUACCGCUCCGCAGCACCCGUCAACGACUCACUGGAGCCCUGGCGCCCUAUCAGCCCCAACCAUAUCAGUCCUAACUCGCGACAAAUCGACGUGUAUCAUCUAGACCCGAACGCUUCCUACUGGUUCAGGGUGUGGGCCAACAACGUACUGGGCCCCGGACCUCCAGUAGAGGUCCUGGCCACAACGCUGUACAGCGAUCAGGAGGCUGAGCUAUAUAAGCACUUCCUCGAGGGCGCGGAGACAUUCGACACCCGCACGUGGGUGGCGGCUGUGUGUGUGGUGAUGGGCACGCUGUUUGUGCUCGCGGCCGGCACAUGUGCAGUUCUGUGCCGUGAGUGGCGUCGCUCAGAUUACACUGAAGAGCAAGACGUUAUAGAAUUGGUACCUAAUAUCAUUUUGAAUCCCGGUUUUAUGGAAUCUGACCCUGUACGAUCCCGGGAACCUUACGCAGCGUCAAUUAUCAAGUCGACGGAGUGUCCGGGCCCGGGGAAGCCUAGGCGUGUCUGA
This is a messenger RNA of Danaus chrysippus (African queen), 933 nucleotides long. The record is from the annotation of a GenBank genome assembly. NCBI's taxonomy places the organism in Eukaryota, Metazoa, Arthropoda, Insecta, Lepidoptera, Nymphalidae.